AAUUGGGGCAGCUUUAAAAUUGGGCUUUUUCUCCUAUUUUUAUAUGGAACUGGACUUCACCAUGAUAUGAUUUAGCUUGGCAAACCACUUGUGAAUCUAAAUUUAUGAUAAGUCCCAAUUCCUUUCAAAAUUAAAAGAAAAAAGUCUAUUUUGAAAGCUGCCCCACUUCCCCUAAUUUUGAUAUUUAAAGAAAAACUACUCUCAGCAACCUAAUAAGAAAUAUGUAAACUUUUAUUUACGUUCCGAUAAGUUCUAACAAAUUUUCGAACAUAAAUUCAAACAGCUUUAUAACUUCCAAUGGUUACAAAUUAAUACAAUGAACGUAAUUCCAGGUCCAGCCCCAAUGAGUUUUGUAUUUAUUUCCAAUUUAUUUUUUUUAAUUCUCUAUGGGACAGAUUCAAAAAUGUAAUUCGAAAUAUGUAUUAUAAUCCUCACAAAAAUAUGCAAUUUGCAUGUACAAAAACAAAUUGAAUAUAUUUAACAAAUGAACUAUAUUAUUAUUUCUGAAUAGAUUGUAUGUUUCUAUUGGCUGAAAAUUUUUCCAUUCCACAUUCAAUGGAAAUUUGUUGAAAAUAUAAUUGGAAAGACAUAAAAUUAAUAUGAUUUAAAUGUGAAAUAAAAAAGAGACAUCGUUAGGCACUUUAUUUAACAUCAGCUAGAAAAUUCGAUUAACCAUUUAAACCUCGUCUAUAAAUAAAAAAAAACUCCAUACCAAGUGUAAUAAAAUAAAAAAACAAGAACAAAAUAAUCUACCCACCGAUAUUUAAUUAGUUAUGUGAAAACAGUGCAUGAGGGAGAAAUAAAUCUCCCUUUAAUUCUUUUGAAAAACUCUAUUGAAUUCACAAUCAAUGAAAUAUGACGUGAUGAUACUGGAUAUUAUGAAAGGUCUCAUAAUAUAUGUAAUUACAAUUUUCAUACCAGGUGUUAUCCUCAAUGUUGGAAUGGCUGAUGAAUUUAUUGAGGAUUUCAAUUCUCACCUCAAUAUUGAAACCACCACAUGGCUAUAUUCAUCAUCAUCACCAUCGAGCUAUGCAGAGCCCUAUUUUGAUCCGAUGACCCUUUCGAAUGUGACAGCCCUUGUUGGAAAAUCCGCUUAUCUCAAUUGUCGUGUUCGAAACUUGGGCAAUAAAACAGUUUCCUGGAUACGACAACGAGACAUUCACAUACUCACUGUGGGCAGCUAUGUGUACACCACAGACCAGAGGUUUCAAACUGUCUAUCAUAGGGAAUCCGAUGACUGGACUUUGCAGAUUAAGUGGGUGCAAAAGAGAGAUGCUGGAGUAUAUGAGUGUCAAAUAUCAACACAGCCUAUACUCAGCUACUUUGUCUAUCUCAAUGUCGUAGUUCCAACGGCCACAAUUUUUGGCGGACCGGACCUUCAUGUGGAGAAAGGAAGCACCAUUAAUCUAACCUGCUCAAUUAAAUACAGUGCUGACCCACCUGCAUACAUAUUUUGGUUUCAUCACGAUGAGGUGAUUAACUACGACAGCACUCGAGGAGGCGUAUCGGUGAUAACGGAGAAAGGAGAUGUCACCACGUCUCACCUGUUAAUACAGAAUGCCGACUUGGCGGAUUCUGGCAAAUAUUCCUGUUCCCCAUCAAAUGCAGAUGUUGCCAGUGUUAGAGUUCAUGUGUUAAAUGUUCGGGCUAUCAUUUCAGGUGAACAUCCCGAAGCCAUGCAAACGGCCUCAAUUGGCCUCUCACGGAAUUGGAUCAACUGUGUCCUGAUAUCCCUGGGGAUUAUCUUUCUGGCCAAUGUGAAUUUCUCCACAUCGAUGACCAUCUACCGUGCCCGGAAUAUUUAGGAGAGUGAACGUGUAUCAAUGUUUUUUUAGAGGCUAAAGAGACAUUCUUUGUGGAUGUGGACAAGUCUCGAGAGACUCUAAAUCAAAAUAGCAAUAAUUUUUAACAUCAAAAUAUAAGCGGAAAAUCCGGAAAAUCGUCA
This is a messenger RNA of Phlebotomus papatasi, 1945 nucleotides long. Its product is annotated as lachesin-like. Bases 849 to 1805 code for a protein of 318 amino acids. Lineage: Eukaryota; Metazoa; Arthropoda; Insecta; Diptera; Psychodidae. The record is from RefSeq and is a predicted model, not a curated record. Gene Ontology annotation, biological process: synapse organization. Gene Ontology annotation, cellular component: neuron projection membrane. The transcript is spliced from 6 exons.